AUUUCACUCGAAUCUCGUUGACAGAAUGUACCAGAGUGAGCCCUCAAUACUUUUCCGCUCUCUGUGUCCUGACGUGGCGCCGGGGCGCCGCCAUGUUGUUUUGCUUCGUUGUCAGAGUAGAGAGGCAACAGCAGUAGGAGCAGCGGUGCUUUUUACUAACGGCCCUGCAUUGCCAUGGCAACCUUUGCGGACUACAUCACUCAGAAUGAGGACCGGGACGGUGUGCGUUUCAGCUGGAACGUUUGGCCCUCCAGCCGCCUGGAGGCCACCAGGAUGGUGGUUCCAGUGGCAGCGUUGUUCACACCUCUGAAGGAGAGACCAGACCUACCACCGAUCCAGUAUGAACCAGUUCUUUGUAGCCGGGCCACCUGUCGGGCAGUGCUCAACCCACUCUGUCAGGUGGACUACAGAGCCAAACUGUGGGCAUGUAACUUCUGUUACCAAAGAAAUCAGUUUCCUCCAUCUUAUGCUGGAAUCUCUGAGGUGAAUCAACCUGCUGAGCUGUUGCCACAGUUCUCCACCAUUGAGUAUGUGGUCCAGCGAGGCCCUCAGAUGCCGCUGAUCUUCCUGUAUGUGGUGGAUACAUGUAUGGAGGACGAGGACCUGCAGGCGUUAAAGGAAUCUCUUCAGAUGUCCCUUUCUUUGCUUCCUCCCACGGCCCUUGUGGGUCUCAUUACAUUUGGACGGAUGGUUCAGGUUCACGAACUCGGAUGUGAGGGAAUCUCCAAGAGCUAUGUGUUCAGAGGAACCAAAGACCUUAACGCCAAGCAGCUGCAGGAGAUGCUUGGUCUGGCCAAACCUGCAGCCAAUCAGGCACGAGGACCUCAGACUCCUCAGCAGCCUCUGUCCAAUAGGUUUCUGCAGCCAGUGCAGAAGAUAGACAUGAACCUGACUGACCUGUUGGGGGAGCUGCAGCGUGACCCGUGGCCUGUAACUCAGGGGAAGAGGCCUCUACGCUCCCUGGGCGUGGCUUUAUCCAUUGCUGUUGGCCUUUUGGAGUGCACCUUUCCAAACACCGGUGCUCGCAUCAUGAGUUUCAUUGGGGGUCCAGCCACACAGGGUCCAGGGAUGGUUGUGGGAGAUGAACUGAAGACGCCCAUUCGGUCGUGGCACGACAUCGAGAAGGACAACGCCAAAUUCAUGAAGAAAGCCACCAAGCAUUACGAGGCUCUUGCUAACAGAGCGUCCACUAAUGGUCACAUCAUCGACUUGUACGCUUGUGCACUGGACCAGACGGGUCUGCUGGAGAUGAAGUGCUGCGCCAACUAUACAGGAGGCUACAUGGUGAUGGCUGACUCCUUCAACACAUCACUUUUCAAACAAACCUUCCAGCGUGUUUUCACCAAGGAUGUCCAGGGAUCCUUUAAAAUGGCAUUUGGUGCUACCCUGGAGGUCAAGAUGUCCAGAGAAGUUAAGCUGUCAGGAGCCAUUGGACCGUGUGUUUCUCUCCAUGCUAAGGGAACUUGUGUCUCUGAAAAUGAAAUUGGUACUGGAGGAACAUGUCAAUGGAAGAUCUGUGGUCUGGAUGCAAACACCACACUGGCCCUUUACUUUGAGGUCGUCAACCAGCACAAUGCUCCAAUCCCUCAGGGGGGCCGAGGAGCAAUCCAGUUCGUGACUCAGUACCAGCAUUCAUCAGGACAGAGGCGGAUCAGAGUGACCACUACAGCCAGGAACUGGGCUGACGCUCAGACUCAGAUCCAGAACAUUUCAGCAUCCUUUGACCAGGAGGCGGCAGCCAUCUUGAUGGCAAGACUGGCAGUUUAUCGUGCAGAGACAGAGGAGGGGCCAGACGUCUUAAGGUGGUUGGACCGACAGCUGAUCAGACUGUGUCAGAAGUUUGGAGACUACCACAAAGAUGACCCAAACUCAUUCAGGUUCUCAGAGACCUUCUCCCUCUACCCUCAGUUUAUGUUCCACCUGCGGCGCUCACCUUUCCUGCAGGUGUUCAACAAUAGUCCUGAUGAAAGUUCCUACUACAGACAUCAGUUCAACCGUCAGGACCUGACGCAGGCGCUCAUCAUGGUGCAGCCACUGCUGUACGCCUACUCUUUCAACGGCCCACCAGAGCCUGUGCUGUUGGACAGCAGUAGCAUUCUUCCAGACAGGAUUUUACUGAUGGACACAUUUUUCCAGAUCCUUAUUUACCAUGGAGAGACGGUGUCUCAGUGGAGAAAGGCAGGUUACCAAGACCUGCCUGAGUAUGAAAACUUCAAACAGCUGUUGCAGGCUCCAGUGGACGAUGCUCAGGAGCUGCUCCACACACGCUUCCCCAUGCCCAGAUACAUUGACACCGAACACGGAGGCAGCCAGGCUCGUUUCCUGCUGUCCAAAGUGAACCCAUCUCAAACCCACAACAACAUGUUCUCCUGGGGUCAGGAUUCUGGAGCACCCAUUCUCACUGAUGAUGUGAGUCUGCAAGUGUUCAUGGAUCACCUGAAAAAACUGGCUGUGUCCAGUGCUGCCUAAUAGCAUUCGCAACAGCUGCUGACUUUUGGUGACCUCUGACAUGGCUACUUUCUGUUUACUCUUUGCAUUUGCUGCCUUUGUUAUUGAACAAGCCCCUUCCACCAUUGGCUUUUAGCCAAAAGAGAUGCCGGCUCUUUUGUGGUCUUUGAAAACAUCAAAACUGCCUUCCGGCAUUCACACAUGACGUUAGUGUUCUUAUUAUACGUGACUUUAUUACCAGCAGAUGGCAGCAUUUUCUCUGGUGUGAGUUUAGUUAAAAAAUCUUUUGACCUUGUCUUAACUUGAUUUGUGACUUUGUCCCUACAUGACUUUUGACCUUGUGACUUUACUUUAUAUUUUACUAUGUCGAAACGUGACUUUGCAUGACUGCUGACUUUUGAUUGGUGACUUUUUCAAAACAUGAAGCGUGACUUUGUGUCCUAACUUUAUACGUGACUUUUUCCAAACAAGACUAAUGACUUGGUGUCCUAACUUUAUAUCAAUGAGCAAAGUGCAUAAAUUCCCAUCUAAAUAUAGUACUCUUUGGGAAAACCAGUUUUGCAAAAUUAUGAUUACCCUGAUUUGAGUCAUGUGGUUUUUCUGUUCGAACCAAAAGUGUUUAUCGUACAAACAGACUGAAUCCGAGCUUCAUAUCUGUUUUAUCAUCCAAAAUGGAAUCUGCCAAUCGACUAGAUAAAAUAGAUCUAUAAUAGAUUAGAAGAUUGAGCACUUUAGCCAUCGAUGUGGGACGUGUCUAAAAUGACUCUUGUCUUUUCAUCUAAUCAUGAAUCACUACGUUUGUCUUGAUUGCAUUCUUAUCAUCCAUGACUAUAAACAAUGUAUUUGAUCAAAUCAACAUCAAUGCACACUUAUUUUGUGCUGCUUUCAAACCUAACUCUGGAUUAUGUGUGGAACAAACAUGAUCAUGGCUUUUUGUCUGGAAAGGCACAGGGAUCGGAAUCUUCAGACACUACAGAAGCGAUUGCUGGUGUUUUUAAUAAAAGUUUUAAUAAAAGAAAAAAAAUCCAGUUUUUUUUACAACAUAAACCACAAAAGCUACAAAAACACAAUUAGUUUAAAAAAGAGACUUCUAUAUACACAUUCUGUUAUAAAAUGUUACAAAUUUCUAGGGCUAUAAUCAAAGAAAUUCUUGGUUGACAAAAGCUGUGAAACUUUGACUGUAAAUUGACUAAUCGGCGGGGGGAGAGGGGUUCUGAAUUAUAGAACAGGUAAUUAUGUUUUUAAAAAAUUGGUAUGUUUUUUUCCAGAAUUUGUUCUUUUCUGCAUGUUACUUGUCAAAAUACAGCAUUUUGAAAAAAUAAUCUUAAAAUAAGGUUUUUUGGGAAUAUUUCACCACAACCCUAAUUUUUGAUCACAUAAUUUUUGAAAAUCUUUGAAAAUAAUUUUCUCAAAAUUUCUUCUUUUCUGCUUGUUUCUUAUCAAAAUGUAGCAUUCAAGAAUAAUAUAAAUAUGUUGACAAAAUAUUCAAAAUAAAAAAUUCCCAAUUUUUUCUUCCCCAUUCCCUAAUUUGAUGAGAUGCAGAAAACAUAACAUUUUGAAUUUUUUUUUUCAAAAUAUUUCAUAUAAUGCGAAAUUGGGAUUUUGUCAAACAAUCCCAAAAGAAAAUUACCCCAAAAA
Molecule: messenger RNA, 4086 nt
Organism: Cynoglossus semilaevis (tongue sole)
Lineage: Eukaryota; Metazoa; Chordata; Actinopteri; Pleuronectiformes; Cynoglossidae
Gene: sec23a
Product: Sec23 homolog A, coat complex II component
Exons: 20
Coding region: 175-2469 (764 amino acids)
Biological process (GO): COPII-coated vesicle cargo loading; intracellular protein transport; endoplasmic reticulum to Golgi vesicle-mediated transport
Cellular component (GO): COPII vesicle coat; endoplasmic reticulum exit site
Molecular function (GO): zinc ion binding; GTPase activator activity
Source: RefSeq, a predicted model, not a curated record